This is a messenger RNA of Zonotrichia albicollis (white-throated sparrow), 7019 nucleotides long. RefSeq names its product ceramide synthase 6 (gene CERS6). Gene Ontology annotation, molecular function: sphingosine N-acyltransferase activity; DNA binding. Lineage: Eukaryota; Metazoa; Chordata; Aves; Passeriformes; Passerellidae. Gene Ontology annotation, cellular component: membrane. Gene Ontology annotation, biological process: ceramide biosynthetic process. The record is from RefSeq and is a predicted model, not a curated record.
CAGGCGGGGCGGCCGCUGCCCCCGCCGGGCGGGGAACCUGCACGGCGGCGCUUGGCAGCAUCAUCCGCGGCUGCGGGGCUGACACACGCCUCCAUCCUCCUCUCUCCCGGCAGCCGCUCACACGCGCCUCGCCGCGGGCGGAGCGGAGCGAGGGGCGCCGCGGCAGACAAAGCAAAGAUGGCAGGGAUCCUCGCCUGGUUCUGGAACGAGCGGUUCUGGCUGCCGCACAACGUCACCUGGGCGGACCUGCAGAGCACGGAGGAAGCCGCCUUCCCGCAGGCGGAGGACCUCUACCUCGCCUUCCCCCUGGCCUUCUGCAUCUUCAUGAUCCGGCUGCUCUUCGAAAGGUUCAUUGCUAAACCAUGUGCCUUAGGCCUUAAAGUCCAAGCCAAUGGACCACAGAAAGCUCAACCUAAUGCUAUCUUGGAGAAGGUUUUCACAGCUAUUACAAAGCAUCCAGAUGAGAAGAGGCUGGAAGGGCUCUCCAAGCAGCUGGACUGGGAUGUGCGCAGCAUUCAGCGUUGGUUCCGACAAAGGCGCAACCAGGAGAAGCCCAGCACCCUUAGGAAGUUCUGUGAGAGCAUGUGGAGAUUUACAUUUUACCUUUAUAUAUUUACCUAUGGAGUACGGUUCCUGAAAAAGACACCCUGGCUCUGGAAUACCAGGCAGUGCUGGAGCGGGUAUCCCUAUCAGCCCCUGAUGCCUGACCUUCAUUACUACUACAUAGUUGAAUUGUCAUUCUACUGGUCCUUAAUGUUUUCUCAAUUCAUUGACGUCAAAAGAAAGGACUUUGGAAUCAUGUUUACACAUCACAUUGUAACAGUCACCCUGAUUACCUUCUCAUACGUGACCAAUCUGACACGAGUGGGAACCUUGAUCUUGUGUCUCCAUGAUGCAGCUGAUAUUGUCCUAGAGGCUGCCAAAAUGGCAAACUAUUGCAAGUGUCAAAAACUGAGUGACCUUCUAUUCCUUACAUUUGCCGUUGUCUUCAUUGUCAGUAGGCUUGGCAUAUAUCCCUUAUGGAUAUUAAAUACAACGUUGUUUGAACUGUAUGAAGCUCUGGGCAAUUUUCCUGCCUUGUGGGUCUUCAAUGUGCUGCUUAUGGUUCUUCAAAUUCUGCACUGUUUUUGGUCUUACCUAAUCAUAAAGGCAGCCUACAAAGCUAUUUCAAAGGGCAAGGCUGGGAAGUGGAACCCCUUGCACGUAGCAAAGGAUGCCCGAAGUGACGUUGAGUCAAGCUCAGAUGAGGAGGAAACAGUACCUCGCUCCAAGGGCCCGCACAGCACGGUCGCCACCAACGGCACCAGCGGCGCCAACGGGACAAAUGGCUAUCUCACUGCUGCCACUUCCUCAGAGGAGCAUUAAUCCUUCAGUUCAAUCAUGAGACACGAACCGAACGAACUGUUUGCUACUGGAAGUAAAUUAUAAGUCGUGAAUGCAGUUUAUUCAUGUAUUUCAGCAUCAGAAAAAAAUUAGGAGUAUCAAAGCAUUCUGAUAGCGCACUGCCAUAUUUCCUGUUUGUGAAUGAAGACAGCACACCAUUCUGUAUACGUAGGCAUGCUGUAUGUGUAUGUAACUGACACAAUGGGAGCAGUAUUUUCACUUGUACUGUCUGAAAUAUUAUUUAUUUUUUAUUCUUUUGGGAACUUCUGGACAAAAGGGAAUAUCCAUUCUCAAACUUUGUGUCUUGGAUUCUCGGUAACGGAGAGCAUCAUGCUCAGAUCUCUUCUGUCCAUCCCUGUUGGUUUUGCUGAAUCUGCUAUAAGUAAUAGUUGCUUGAUUUGUUACUUACAGUAAGAUAGAACAUAGCUUUAUAGGUUUUAGAUCUGCUUCAGAUAUUUUUGCUAUCUUUGUGUUUUAAAGUACUGGCUUUGAAAUUGCCUAUCAAAUCACAGUUAGUGUUCUUCCAACAUAAUUGGGGGGGGGGGAAAGUGGUAAUUGUGGGAUAUUAUUUUAGCAUAAUUUAAAAUUCAAUUUGGUGGUUAAUUGCAUUAGAAGUAGACUUGAUUUGUUGUGCAAAUACCCAAAAGCAUUUUUUGUCAGCACUUUGGAUAAAUUUAUUACCUUUUUUUUUUUGGCCUUUCAAUUUUUGACCUCUACAGAUUUUAGCUUUUUGCAGAGAUUCCAUGUAAAAAGGUGUUUCUUCAAAUGCACCAUUCUGAAUCCAGACUUAACUCCUGAAAUUGUUCUUGCACAAUUCUUGAGAACAGGGGUGUAAUGAAAAAAACAGCAGAUGAAAAGUUCAUUUCUUCCUCGGACUCAGCUCAGUCUAUGUAUUGUUCUCAAAAUUAUUGCUACUUCCUUGGCAGGGUGAAGAGAGGGAAGACAGAAUGUCAUACAUUUCUAAAAUUAGUUUAUUUACAUUAUUUUAUUUUACAUAUGUGAGAACUUGAGCAAAAUUCACUCAGCAUAAUUCACAGCAACCUUUGAAUGCUCAGCAGUAUUUCAUCACCUCUACAAUAAAAUUAGGGGGCGUUUGUAAAAUAAUUUUGCAUUCUUUUUUAUCCAAGAUUUACAAAUAGUGUCCCAAAGAAGACAUAAUAACACCCUAAGUAAACAUCUUUUCAAACAUUAUAUGCAUACUUCUUCCAGUCUCUAGAUCAAAGUUUAGUGUAAUGUAGGAUGCUAAGGAUCAUACAGCUCUUGCAGGACACUCUUCUGUGAUUUGUGACAGCAGUGCCAAAAGUAGGCAGGGUUCUUGGGUAACAGACUCUAUGCAACCUACUGUUCAACAGUAUUGUGUGUGCACACAGAACCAAUGUGCUUAUAGACCAAAGACUGACGUACACACACACACAAAAGUUAAAAAAAUAAAGGAAGGGAAAAAAAAUCUCAAGUGUGUCUUCUAUAUCCAAAGGGAUUGGAGUGCUGUGUUCAGCUGGAAACCUGAGCCAUGAGGUAAUUUCUGAUUCCUUCCACCUAUGCAAAUAGUAAAAUAUAGAUGGUUUCUGAUGCCAUAAAACAUGUUUAAAGAUGCUGUUUUAUAUAGACUUCAUUGAAGAAAGUUGUGUUGUCACUUCUUUCUUUUUAAGAAAGAGAUUUGUCCUAUUCUACUGGUCACUCUUGAAAACUUCUAAAACUUUUAUUUUCCAUAGAAACUCCUGUGUGUUAGGAAAAAGGAGGUGUGCUAAAAGCAAGAUUGGAAUGGCAUGAAUGGAAAUAGUACCUCAACUUAGUAAAUAAUAAAGGUAAGAAAACUCAGAAAGUGUAAAUCACAAAAGAUCUGUCAGUUCUACUACCCACAGAGCAUCUUUUGAAAAACGCAGAUAACUUUGUAAUCCAGCAGCUGCAGAGCUUAAAUGCCCAUGAGUAUAUCUGAAGGAGCAAGGGAGCCUUACUUAAAUCUCCUUCUCCCCAGAAAGUUUCUCUGCCUCUGAAUUUUUUCAUGUCUCCUGUGCAUUUGAUUUCAUACAGUUUUCUGCAGGGCAGGUUAUACAUGUGAAAAUAUGCUGAUUGCAAUGGAAAGUAUCCUAUCUAUGGUGUUUGCAGCUGUGUAGUAAUUACUGAAAAGACAAUUCCAGGAUUUUAAAAUAAAACCAUCCUGGUAUCAAUUAAAUUAGGAUUAUGAUUUUUGAAAUCUGACCUGCUAAAAUGGUAAUGGAGAAUAUCAGUUUAAUUCUGUGGUGUUCAUUACUGCCUCCACUGAACCAUUUCCCUUCUGCAAAGAUGGUUACAAAAAUGGCAUUCUGGCAAAAUGUUUUGUCUCACAUGAGAACAGAAUGUUGCUCUGAACUGUCAACAUGCACAACAUAGACCACAUGCGGCAAUGUUGGUGAUGCAGGGCAUAGAGCAGUCUCCAGCAACAAUCCCUGUGCCAGAGGCCUUUAGUCCUUGUUGGUCCUCUUCAGCAAUGCUCCGUAAUGUUCAUUCAGAUGUAGAGUCAAGGCUACAAGCCUUGAGAUGAUUUACCAUCACUACAUAUGCUGUUAGGGAAUCACAGAGUCAUAGAAUGUUAAGGUUUAGAGGGGACCUUGAAGAUCAUCUAGUCCCAACCCCCCUGCCAUAAGCAGGGGCACUUCACCCUAGGCCCGGUUGCUCAAGAUUUUAUAAAACCUGCCUUGAACAGUGCCAGGGUUGGGGCAUCCACAGCUUCCCUGGGCAAGCUGUUCAGUAUUUUACCAGCCCUGAAGUAAAGAAUUUUUUUCUAAUAGCUAAUCUAAAAUUUUCUCCUUUUUGCUCCAGUCCUCUUAUCAACUUCAUAGCCCUUCUCUGGACAUGCUCCAACAGUUCUAUGUCCUCCUUAUGUUGGGGACACCAGAGCUGGCUGCAGUACUCUGGGUGGGGUCUCACAAGAGCAGAGGGACAGAAUCCCCUCCCCUGUCCUGCUGCCCUCACUCCUCUGGAUGCAGCCCAGGAUCCAUUUGGCUUUCUGGGCUGUGAGUGCACCCUCAUGGCUCACGUUGAGUUUUUCACCAACCAUCACUCCCAAGUCUUUCCACAGGGUUGUUCUCAAUCACUUCUCCACCCAGCCUGUAGGAGUGCCUGCGAUUGCCACAAGCCAGGAGUAGGACUUUGCACUUGGCUUGCUUGAACUUCAUGAGGUUUCCAUCGGCCUCCCUCUCAAGCCUGCCAAGGUCCCUUGAUCCCCACUGUUAAAUGGUGCAUCUGGGAUUGAAACUCUUCCUUUGAGGUUUAAAUUCAGUUGCAUCUGUGAAAUGCUAAAGCAUGUAUGCAGUUACCUUGGUUCAGCUAACACCCAAUGACAUAGCCCCUAUCAUCCUGGCCUUUUGGAUUCUGUUCGUAGCAGUUAGUAUAAACUUCAUACCGAUAUGUCUGGAAAAUAAGUGAGGUAAGAGAGAUUCAAAUGACACAUGUGGGGGAAAAGGGUAAGAGGAAGCCUUAAGAACUUCACCAACCUUUGCUAAACAAUGAUCUUUCAAGCUAGAGGUUUAUUUUAAAAAUUAUGAAUUCACACUUUUUUCUGUCUCGAGUGGGAAGGACCAAGUGAUUUAGUGAUCAGACAUGGCAGUGUGCUUUAAUUCAUUGUUUCAACUAAUGGGUGUGAAAACUGGCUUCAUCUUCCACUCUGCAGAGAAAAUGCCAUGCAAUUAUUUCCUUUUUCAUUUGAAUUUGAUUGCUUUUCUGAUUAAGAGCUUUGCAAGGUGCAUUUGGAGGUCAUAGAGUAUUUAGAGGUUGAUUGCACAUAUUUUAGAAGAUUGACUGAAAUUAUUCGCAUGGUUUAUGGUAAAUGUGAGACCUUGAAAGGUUCUGUAUAUUCACAUGUUUUGUAGAAUUGUAAUUUAGUAAUUCUAGAAAUGAGAGUUUGUACUCUAUAACUUAUCUGUCUUUGAGUUCUAUGGUCCUUGUUUAUGGUACAGUACAUGACACAGUGGUGGAGAUGUCAAAGUAGAAAAAUGAGGAAAUUAGAGUUUAUUACUAGAUAGUAAGAAUUUGUCUUCUCUCCUAGACAGAGCCCAGAUUACAGUAAAAUAAGAUUCAGGUUACCCUUUGUGUGGUGUUUCCCAUAUUGGCAUAUUUUGUAUCAAAAGAAAAAUACAUGGUGGGUUGGUGGUUUUAUUUGGUUGUUUUUCAUAAAGAACAACAUUGCAGAAAAUGGUAAAAAUACCUGAUCAAACAAUAUGGGUGGACAUUGGAGUCCUUUGGGUCUUGAUCAAUGUUAAGUAGUGCUAGUUUUAAAAUACCAAAGUGCCCCAUGCUGUUUCCUUGUUGCCCUUUUGUAGUUUUUUCUAUCUGUUAUUUAUUUAAUGAUUCCAGCAGAAUUGGUACAGGUGUCACAGCUUCAUAUCUCCUGCCUCAGCCUGUGACCAUUCUGUGACCAUCUGAUUGCCAACGCCAAAUGCUUUUUCUGAGACCAAGUACAUGCACUAAAGCUUUGCUUACAGUGAAGUGAUUCUUGUCUUAAAUCUGUAUCUGAUUCAGGUGAAAAUCACUUCAUGGUUGUGAACAGGACACGAGGGUGAGAGCCGUGACCCUGCAGCACACGCCACUGCUGGGUGAUUGAGGCGCUCCCUGUCUUACACAGAGUGCUCGGUGGGAAGCCUAAUGCCCAUUUCAUUCAUUUUCUCAUUGCCACAGCCUUCUGUAUCUCAGAGAAAUAUGGGCUACCAUUGGUUUUAUACAGCUGAUGCUUUGGUAUUUUCUUAAUCUCUUUGCUACAACUCAUUUUUGUAUGUCUCCUAUUGUCUACUUCCUGUGACAUUUGUGGGAGAGGAGUAUUAAAAACUUUUUACCCUUCUUGUAAUGUAGACCCUCUUAGGCCUAACUUAAGUGUUCUGCAAACUACAGUUGCCUUUAAACCAUGAAGCAAAACCAGUUUGUAUUACUUGUUUUGAUUUGAAACAGGGACCUAAUGGGAACUUCAGUAAGACAACAUUAUUCUUUUUUCCCCUUUUCUUUUAAAAAGCUCUAGUGGAGGUUUGGAAAGAUGGUGUACAUGUACAGCUUUUACACUGUAAAGAUUUCUGAUUGUAGUUGCAAUGAAAACACAGUGUUUGAGUGUGUCUCUACAGACUUCUCAAUCUUUGAAAUUGCUUUCAGUUAAAAAACUGGAAGAAAUACCAUGAAAGGAUGUUUUGGAGUCACGUCAAUGAUCACAUGUGUCAGACAAAAGGCAAAAAAUACUGUCUUACAUGACUUAAAAUGGGUGCAACAAAACACAUUUUCUGGCUUCUGCUGAGCUUCAGCUUUUUGCUGUUCUUGUUUACACAAGCUCUCAUACCAUACUGUGCGUGUUGACUGCUGCAAGUCAAGGGGAGGCAGAUGACACAUUUUCACCUGUGUUUUCAUGACAAUUCUGUGCUUGAGCAACUCUUUCAGAAAUGUGGUGAUGUGUAGGAACUCCACUGUUCUGGAUACAGUGAUGCACUAGCUAGAAGUCCUUUCAUGUAUAGCUAUUGUGUGGAACUUUGGAGGUUAUUUUGUCUUUUAUUUGACUGGGUUUGGGGUUUUUUCUAAAACAGAGAAAAAUUAUUCCUCAUAAAAUCUCUGGAACCAACCAGUAUUGUGGGCUAUUUUAAUUUGGAGACAGUUUCAUAAUAAACAUAAGUAUUAGAAAUGUA